AUGUCUACAAAGAAGUUUAGUAGUGUAAUUUGGAAUUAUUUUGUGAUAAUAAAUGAUGAAUGUGCAAAGUGUAAAAUUUGUGAUGGAAAGUAUUCUCGUAAGGGUAAAGGCACAACUUCCUUAAAAAAUCAUUUACAAAGAAAACAUCCUCAAGAAUAUAAAUUAUUCUUUAAAGAAGACUCUGCUAAGAAGAGUAUCGACGAAAUAUCACGGCCGGGAACAUCUUCACAAACGGUAAAAAGAGAAUUUAAACAAACUUUUUUUAAAGAAUACAUGGAAAAAGCUAAAAUGUGGGAUAAUACAAACCACAAAUCUAUAAAAAUAGACUAUUUGAUUGCUGAAAUGUUAGCUUUAUCAGAUCUACCUUUUCAACACGUAGAAGAAUUAGGGUUCCGCCGAUUGAUGGACCAUAUUGUUCCAAAUUAUGUUUUAAAAGGUAGAAAGUAUUUUACGGACCUUGUUUGUAGUGAGCUGUACGAUAAAGUGUCAUUAAAAAUAAAAGACAUGUUACAAGAUUUUGAAAAAGUUUCCUUCACGUCAGAUAUCUGGUCUGACUCUUCAUCAGGAGUUUCAUUGUUAUCCUUAACAUGUCAUGGUAUUACUAAAGAUUUUCAACGAAAACAUAUCGUUUUGAAAGCGGAAGUUCUUGAAGAACGUCACACGGGAGAUUAUAUUUCGGAAAUAUUUCAAAGUAUGUUAGAAGAAUGGGGAAUUUUGAAACAAAAUGUGCACUGUAUGGUAAGAGAUGGGGGAUCCAAUAUGAAGCGCGCCUGUUAUUUAUCUGAAGUACAUAGUAUCGACUGUACAGCACAUCAGUUACAUUUGGUGGUUAAAAAUGCAAUACAAAAAGUUAAUGAAAUUUCCAUAUUACUUACAAAAUGUAGGAAAAUUGCUGGACAUUUCAAUCAUUCCACGAUGGCAAAGCAAGAAUUAGAAAAAAUACAAGUUCGACUCAAUCAAAAAGUUCUAAAAGUUUUACAAGACUCACCAACACGCUGGAAUUCCAGCUAUUAUAUGUUGGAAAGACUUGAUUGCAUCAAGGAGUCGUUGUCGCUUUAUUCUUCUAAUAAUAAAAUAGAACAAUUUGAUGCCGAUGAC
This is a messenger RNA of Brenthis ino (lesser marbled fritillary), 1098 nucleotides long. The record is from the annotation of a GenBank genome assembly. NCBI's taxonomy places the organism in Eukaryota, Metazoa, Arthropoda, Insecta, Lepidoptera, Nymphalidae.